Dentiscutata erythropus is the source of this 215-nucleotide messenger RNA. The record is from the annotation of a GenBank genome assembly. NCBI's taxonomy places the organism in Eukaryota, Fungi, Glomeromycota, Glomeromycetes, Diversisporales, Gigasporaceae.
AAGUAAAGUUGAGAAUAUAGAUCGAAAGUUUCAGUUGAAAAUAAAAAGAUAUUUGGAUAAAUGCAAUACAAAUGCUGGUAGUUGGUUUUAUGAUAUAAUAUUAUUAAUAAAUAUUAGCCAAAAUGAAAUUCAAGUAGCUUUUGGAGAAGUUGUCAAAAAUAUAUAUUAUUAUAAUGAUAUAAAAAUGAAUAGUGAUUGCAAAAAGAUCCUUAAAG